This is a messenger RNA of Suillus clintonianus, 1212 nucleotides long. Its product is annotated as diacylglycerol acyltransferase-domain-containing protein. The record is from RefSeq and is a predicted model, not a curated record. Gene Ontology annotation, molecular function: diacylglycerol O-acyltransferase activity. Lineage: Eukaryota; Fungi; Basidiomycota; Agaricomycetes; Boletales; Suillaceae. Gene Ontology annotation, biological process: triglyceride biosynthetic process. The transcript has 13 exons. Bases 1 to 1125 code for a protein of 374 amino acids. Gene Ontology annotation, cellular component: endoplasmic reticulum membrane.
AUGGACAAAGGCCAUGAUUUGACACCCUUCUCAAGAACUAUUUCCGCAUCUUCUCUUAGAGGGCGAUUGACAAAGUUAACCGGUGCACCAUUGCGUCCUGUAGCUGCCCUUCAUGCCAGCAUCAACUUUGUGCCGACCAAGAUACCGCGGAAGAGGAGACUGCAGAUGAUGGUCGUUGCCGUGUGGUCGAUGUUGUUAGUGAUGUCUUGUUUCGUGUUCCUGAUGCUCUGCUCUAUACCGGCGCUAUGGCCGUUCUUGGUCAUGUACCUCAUCUGGAUUUUUUGUAUAGACAAGAGCCCGUCAUACGGAAACCGACUCACUCCAUGGUUCCGGUCUCUCAAGGUCUGGCAGUAUUUUGCAGAAUAUUACCCUGCGUCGCUCCUGAAGGAGUGCGACCUACCUGCUGAUCGCCCAUACGUGUUCGGGUAUCAUCCUCAUGGUAGUCUCGUUUCCCAUCAGGGUGCACUCGCCACCUUCGCCACCGAAGGCGAGUCCACCGGCUUCUCCCAAGCCUUUCCCGGCAUUAAGCCGCACUUACUUACGCUCACCAAUAAUUUCCACAUUCCUUUAUACCGCGAGGUUAUUCUGGCUCUUGGGAUCAGCAGCGUCUCGAGAGAAUCUUGUUCUAACAUUCUCUCCAGCGGGCCAGGUCAAGCAAUCACUAUCGUGGUUGGGGGUGCUGCUGAGAGCUUGAGCGCACGGCCGGGUACGGCCGAUCUAACAUUGAAGCGCAGAUUGGGUUUUAUCAAGGUCGCGAUCCAGCAUGGAGCGGACCUUGUGCCUGUGUUCUCGUUCGGCGAGAAUGAUAUAUACAAUCAAAUGCCGAACGAGAAAGGCACCACGAUAUAUGCUCUGCAGAAGAAAUUCCAGAGCAUGUUUGGGUUCACCCUUCCACUCUUUCAUGGACGUGGUCUGCUGAACUAUAACUUGGGCUUGAUGCCGUACCGACGACGGAUUGUGUCAGUCAUCGGCCGACCGAUUCCUGUUCAACGCUGCGAAAAACCGUCGUUGGAGGAGAUCGAAAGAGUGCAACGGAUGUAUAUCGAGGAAUUGACCAGGAUAUGGAACACUUACAAGGAUGAAUUUGCCAAGACACGCUUGAGGGAGCUCAGUAUCGUUGAUUAAAAUUGACAGACAGAAUUUGGUGCUACCGACGUGAUGACCGGCUAGCUACGCCGAAAACCAAUUGUAUUGUUAGAAUGAAUAGAGUCC